Molecule: messenger RNA, 640 nt
Organism: Aplosporella prunicola CBS 121167
Lineage: Eukaryota; Fungi; Ascomycota; Dothideomycetes; Botryosphaeriales; Aplosporellaceae
Exons: 1
Coding region: 10-549 (179 amino acids)
Source: RefSeq, a predicted model, not a curated record
UUGGAUGGCAUGCCUCUUAUCAAGCGGAUCAAACUCGAUCAGAACAUACGCGCCAUGGCUUCUGGUCCCAAGAAUACCCAGGGAAAAAGACUUCGUUGCGAGAAGCCUUCAUCUGCCGGCGACAGCGUAGACGAUAUGCCUCCCGCGAAGCGAUUGAGAUCCUGGAAAUAUCCAGUACUCAAGCCCGAGGGAUCUGUGGAAGACAUCGGCUCCUUUGACAAAACAAGCGCCUGUGGAAGCCUCAGCAGUCCCAGCUCCAUGCACACCGGCGAGCUAUACGGCCCACUGACCGACGAUGAUGCCCGGAAAUACUUCGACGAAGCCCGCGACAUGAUCACUGCCUUCAUAGACGAGAGCCGCCACUUACGAGGCUUGCACCAACGAUACGUGACGCAGAUGACGGACAUGAUGAACCGGGUCAGGGUCCUGGAGGCAGAAAAUGCCACAAUGAAGAUCAAGGUCAAUGACCUGGAAUACUUUCAAAACGAAGAGUAUUACCUGAGCGAAGACAAUGACGAAGAUGGAGACUAUCAGGAGGGCGAUGCUUGAAUGGGUCCUUUGUCUGUGGAAAAGUGUCAUACAGACGAGAUUGACUUUAGAUGCGAUUUAUGAUUGACGACGGCCCUCCUUUCCUGCUGCA